AUGUCUGAGAAAGUUGAGGUUGCAGAGCUUGCAGCAGUUGCACACAUCAAAGCAACAAGGAACGAUACGUUUGUGCAUAUUACUGACAUGACAGGAUCUGAAACGAUUGCAAAGAUAACCGGAGGAAUGAGAGUGAAGGCACAGCGGGAUGAAGGAUCACCGUAUGCAGCGAUGCUUGCAGCACAGGAUGUAGCAACGAAGAUUCUUGGGCGAGGGAUCAAGGUAUUGCAUUUCAAACUGCGAGGAGCAGGAGGAGUGAAGCCAAUGGCACUUGGACCUGGUGCACAAACAGCAAUACGAACGCUAAUACGUGCAGGAUUGAAGGUUGGUAGGUUUGAGGAUGUGACGCCUGUAUCAAGAGAUCGUGUUAGGAAGCGUGGAGGCCAUCGGGGACGAAGAGUUUGA
Messenger RNA from Ordospora colligata OC4, 405 nucleotides. RefSeq names its product ribosomal protein S14. The transcript has a single exon. Bases 1 to 405 code for a protein of 134 amino acids. Gene Ontology annotation, biological process: maturation of SSU-rRNA from tricistronic rRNA transcript (SSU-rRNA, 5.8S rRNA, LSU-rRNA); ribosomal small subunit assembly; translation. Gene Ontology annotation, cellular component: cytosolic small ribosomal subunit; ribosome. Gene Ontology annotation, molecular function: small ribosomal subunit rRNA binding; mRNA 5'-UTR binding; structural constituent of ribosome. The record is from RefSeq and is a predicted model, not a curated record. NCBI's taxonomy places the organism in Eukaryota, Fungi, Microsporidia, Ordosporidae.